Molecule: messenger RNA, 1152 nt
Organism: Dendrobium catenatum
Lineage: Eukaryota; Viridiplantae; Streptophyta; Magnoliopsida; Asparagales; Orchidaceae
Product: microtubule-binding protein TANGLED1
Exons: 4
Coding region: 1-1152 (383 amino acids)
Biological process (GO): regulation of phragmoplast microtubule organization
Molecular function (GO): microtubule binding
Source: RefSeq, a predicted model, not a curated record
AUGGUGGCUAAAGCUCCCACCAUCCCGAAUAGAAUGAACACUGCCAUCAAUCCAAUACUCAUCCGAGAAACAAUUCAAAAGGUGGACAAAUGUAUUACUCGUUUGCAAGAGAUCCAGUUCACGGUGACCAAAGGCACGAAGAUUAUCUCCGGCCUGAAGGUCAGCCCACGCAGCACCAGAGGAUACAUCAGAACCAGUCACGGUUGCAAGCAAGAAUCCUUGAGGUUGAAGACUGUAGCAGCCAAGAGAUCACCGGCGUCAAAGUUUCAAGAAAAAGCAAAUGCAGAGGACUGGAGAAGGAUGUCCAUAUCUGCUAUGCUGCUCAACGAAACAGUGGCCGAGAUUCUCCAAGCAAGCAAGAUAGUUUCCAAUCUUUCAAACGCAAGCACAGAAAUUGACCCAAGAACUCCGGCCACUGGCUCCAGAAGUAGAAAGUUAGAGAGCACAGAACUGAGGGCAAGGCGUGCAAGGGAAAAACAGACCAUGAGUCGAUCACGUUUGGAAACCGGCUCUCCAGUUCUUCGCAGAUCUAGAUCUCGAAUAAGUUUUAAAACCACCUCUCCUCCUAACAUAAGGGAGGCAAAUAUGACAGGAUCCAGACCUUUGGUUUCAGUUAAUCGGGUUUCGCCAAAAAACAGACCUUGGAAGAAGAAAACGGUUCUUUUUCCCAACCCGCUCUUUCACUCCACUUCUCCUACAUCCACGCACCAGAAAAUCUUCUUCAAAACCAGAUCUCCGAUUGCUGCAAGACCUUCACAGACUCCACAUAAGUUCUUGAUAAAAUCUCAAAAUGCGACUCUGAGUUCACAACAAAAAAGCUUCUACAAAACCAGAUCUCCUAUUGCAAGGCCUUCACAGACUCCACAUAAGUUCUUGAUAAAAUCUCAACAUAUGACUCUGAGUUCACAUUUCAAGAGCAAGAAGGCAGUGCCUGAGGUAACUAUUUCACCAGUCAAGACUAAGGGAUCUGCUUCGAAUCAACGGCGUUAUUCUUUUUCUCCAUCUAAACUGGCAAACAGGUUAGUCUCACCUCUCAAGACGAGGCUUUCCUUUCAUAAAGUAGGGGGAGGAUUGAUGACAGGGCUGAAACAGAGGCCUAGUUUUACUGCUGCUACGAAGCCGCCAGCUACUCGGUUAACCCGAGGCUUGUGA